This is a messenger RNA of Bicyclus anynana (squinting bush brown), 1051 nucleotides long. RefSeq names its product probable dimethyladenosine transferase. The transcript has 5 exons. Gene Ontology annotation, cellular component: mitochondrial matrix. NCBI's taxonomy places the organism in Eukaryota, Metazoa, Arthropoda, Insecta, Lepidoptera, Nymphalidae. Gene Ontology annotation, molecular function: rRNA (adenine-N6,N6-)-dimethyltransferase activity. The record is from RefSeq and is a predicted model, not a curated record. The coding region runs from base 126 to 1046 and encodes 306 amino acids. Gene Ontology annotation, biological process: rRNA methylation.
GUCAGAUUGACAGUGACAGAUUAUUUCACGUGUUUUGGUGUAUAAUUUUAAUUUGUUUUUGUAAUCGUCUUCUUUUGUAUUUAAAACAAUAAUUAAUAACCUAUUAAAACAUAUAUUAGUUAAAAAUGCCAAAAAUUAAGGUCGAGAAAAAAUCUAGAAUACAUAAUGAAAUUGCAAAGCAAGGUAUUCAGUUCAAUAAAGAUUUUGGCCAACAUAUAUUGAAGAAUCCUCUUAUUAUAACAGGAAUGUUAGAUAAAGCUGGAUUAAGACCAACAGACGUUGCUCUUGAAAUUGGGCCUGGUACUGGUAACAUGACUAUAAAAAUGCUUGACAGAGUUAAAAAAGUUAUUGCCUGUGAAAUAGAUACAAGACUAGUUGCUGAACUUCAAAAGCGUGUCCAGGGCACACCAUACCAAGCUAAACUUCAUAUAUUAGUUGGUGAUGUUUUGAAAACAGAAUUGCCAUUUUUUGAUAUUUGUGUAGCCAAUAUCCCAUAUCAAAUCAGUUCUCCUUUAGUUUUCAAGUUGCUACUGCACCGGCCAUUCUUCAGAUGUGCUAUUUUAAUGUUCCAAAAGGAGUUUGCUCAGAGAUUGGUUGCGAAGCCAGGUGAUAAAUUAUAUUGUAGAUUGUCAAUAAACACCCAGUUGCUGGCUAGAGUGGAUAUGCUAAUGAAGGUGGGAAAGAAUAAUUUUAGACCCCCACCAAAAGUUGAAUCAAGUGUGGUGAGAAUAGAACCUAGGAAUCCACCGCCUCCAAUAAACUUUGUAGAGUGGGAUGGUCUCACAAGGAUAGCCUUUGUGAGGAAAAACAAAACAUUGUCUGCUGCUUUUAAACACAACACUACCAUGGCUGCUCUUGAAAAGAAUUAUAGAGUUCAUUGCUCAUUAAACAAUAAGGAAAUAUCAGAGGAUUUUGACAUAAAAGAAAAGGUGCAACAAAUUUUAACUGAAGCUGAAUGUGACCAGAUGAGGGCAAGAACAAUGGACAUUGAUGAUUUCAUGAAAUUGUUACAUGCAUUUAAUUCAGAAGGAAUACACUUUGCUUAAAAUAA